AUGAAAGAAGACGUACGUGCGAUCCCGCGCAGCAUCGUACGCUGGCUCGCGGCCACCCGUGCCCCGCCACCCAGCCCACCGUCCGGGACGGUGGCUUCGACCGACAACUGGGAGCCAUUGAAGGUCGGCAAUUCGCCGGCAGAUAGGUUUGUGUGCUCGCUGCUCGUGCCACGACCGCAUGCGAUGCCAUGCCCUGCGAGGGAUCAAUCGACGUUGACCAGUGCAGAGGCGAUCGACCCUGCCGCUUUAGCCCGCGACUUGCUCCCGGACCUGGUGUCACCGGUCCCAGCGCCUGGCGCUUCAUUUUCGAUGGGCGGGGACAUCGUCACACACCGUCUCAUUGGCGACGACGAAGAUCUCGACGCGAUCGCACGAUGCACGUCGCCGUAUCUUGUGCCGGUUGUGGCUGCCAUCUUGCCCAAGAGUCUUCUCGUGGGAGGAAACUUUGCCAGUCUCCGGCAGCUGAUGGCGGAACACAAGGACGCGCAUCCAGGCCCGUUGAUCGAGAUCGAGUUCGGCCACGCUGUGGCCAGCGCGCUCGUGGAUGUCCACGCCCACGGUCUCGUCCACGGGUAUCUCUCGAGCCACAACGUCUUCUUCAGCCCGGCUUUAAAGGUCCAGGUCGGUGUGCCCGGGACGUCGGCGACCGACGAUGCGCUGCUGGCAUGGACGGCCCCCGAAGUGCUCGCAGGCGACGCGCCACCCUCGUCGGCCUCUGACAUUUACGCGUUUGGCAUUCUCAUGACCGAGCUCGACACGUUGAAGCUGCCGUACGAAGACGAAGCGUUCGACGACGAAGUCGCGCUCACGACGGCGGUGGUCGACGGCGGCUACCGACCAGCGCUGCGCGACAACUGUGAGGAGUGGCUUCAAGACCUCGUCGAUCGUUGCGUGGACGCUGACCCGAAUUUGCGCCCAACGGCGGUCGAGCUCGCCGCGUCGCUUCAGAAACUCUUGGAUCAAGCCACGCGCCUCGCCCGAGCCGACGACCCAUAA
Messenger RNA from Saprolegnia parasitica CBS 223.65, 996 nucleotides. RefSeq names its product serine/threonine protein kinase. The transcript is spliced from 4 exons. The coding region runs from base 1 to 996 and encodes 331 amino acids. Gene Ontology annotation, molecular function: ATP binding; protein kinase activity. Gene Ontology annotation, biological process: protein phosphorylation. Lineage: Eukaryota; Oomycota; Saprolegniomycetes; Saprolegniales; Saprolegniaceae. The record is from RefSeq and is a predicted model, not a curated record.